Messenger RNA from Myzus persicae (green peach aphid), 1351 nucleotides. RefSeq names its product brain-specific homeobox protein homolog. The record is from RefSeq and is a predicted model, not a curated record. Gene Ontology annotation, molecular function: DNA binding; DNA-binding transcription factor activity, RNA polymerase II-specific. Bases 331 to 1194 code for a protein of 287 amino acids. NCBI's taxonomy places the organism in Eukaryota, Metazoa, Arthropoda, Insecta, Hemiptera, Aphididae. Gene Ontology annotation, biological process: regulation of DNA-templated transcription. The transcript has 5 exons.
UCACAAAGCCAGCCCACCCGUUUACCGACUAAUUGCUGACAAUCCUAACUUGUUUAGUAUAUAACACUUAAAUCUCCGUUUUCCCUCCUGGAACAGCCAGGAUGAAGGGUUCCAGUAUGGCUACCACCAAGCCAAUGCGAAAGGGCUGGCGCCGAUCAAUGCAGCCAAUGGGAGGCGUCGUAGGGACGGUCUUUUGGGGGUGACUAAAUAACACAUAAUGCCUGCGCGUUUACGGGUUUUGGUGUAGUAAAUCGCGAACAAUUUGCCCGUCAAGCUUCUAGGAAACGCGACGUCGUUUAUUACAUAGUUUAAGUAAUCAAGCGAAAUAAAAUGCCAGAAAACCAGAGAAAAUCGUCUCCCGGACACUCCACGUCAUUUUUAAUCGAGGACAUAUUAUUCAGAUCAAAAAACAACAGACCGAAUUCGGAGUUCCAGGUUACUAGUCACGAAAGAAGUCGAAAUCAUCAAUUGCCACAAAGUCAAGAAUGCUUUCCAAUGUUACCAUCAACGGUGGCAUCCGCGUAUUUAUCAUAUCCAGCACACUACAUGCACAAAAAUGCUAUUGCAGAACCAUUUUUCAUUUCACCCCAAGGAGUACCUUUUGGAAGUAUUUGGGGUGCCCGAUCAGAUUACGGUCACGGACAACUAAGUUCUAGGCUAUGUCGCAGACGAAAAGCUCGGACUGUAUUUUCCGAUCAACAACUCACGGGACUAGAGAAAAGAUUUGAAGUACAACGAUAUUUGAGCACGCCAGAGAGGGUUGAACUAGCUACCGAACUGAGAUUGUCUGAAACACAGGUCAAAACAUGGUUUCAAAAUCGAAGGAUGAAACACAAAAAACAAUUGCGAAAAGUUAAUGACGAUACAGCGGUUAUUGGAUCAGAGAAACCUGCGGACAACGCUGCGAACAAAUCGCUAACCACAGAUUAUCCUGUGGACUUUUCAUCUAAAGGAUCAGUGUGCGGUGGAUUAGGUGAUACCGGCAUCCAGGAAUCCAAGGAUUUAGCUCGACAAAGUAGGUCGCUUAACAACGACGAUGAGAGGAGUCAACGGUACGACCUAAGUGAAGUCUCUGAAGUGGACGACGAUGAUGACGUCGAUGGUGCCGAUGAUGAGAUUAUAGAUAUCGUCGGUGACCACUCGCAUAUGCUAAAUAGCGUACAGCGAAAUUACGAACAACAAAGAUUUUUCUAAUUAAAAGCCAAAAACCUUUUAUUAUCUAUUAUUAUUAUUAUUAUUAUUAUUAUUAUUAUUAAACUGUGCAAAAACAGUUAGAAACCAAUCGUAUCCAUACUUCAUAUAAUAUUUUAAAUUUUCAAACAUUUGCCUAAUUACUAAUUAGGUAGCUACU